Messenger RNA from Nanorana parkeri, 547 nucleotides. RefSeq names its product crossover junction endonuclease EME1-like. The annotation marks the transcript as partial. The record is from RefSeq and is a predicted model, not a curated record. NCBI's taxonomy places the organism in Eukaryota, Metazoa, Chordata, Amphibia, Anura, Dicroglossidae. The transcript has 2 exons.
GCCAACUUUGAAUGCAAGCAAGCAUGGGAUCCUCGUCCGACUCGAGUGACAGCGAGGACCUGCCCCGCCUACCCUUCCUGGCCUCCACCGCCCGGCGCCCAGUUGCCGUGGCGCGGCCGAGCAGCAACAGCGAGAGCGAGCAGGAGGACGAGGAUCUUCCUCUUUUCCGGCGAUUGGCUGCUCCGCCGUCACGUGGCGCCCCUGGUCCGCGAGAGCCCUCAGCCCGCCCAGUCGAGUCACGUGAACCCGCAUGGGCGAGCAAGAUCUGCGCGUCACGUGACCCUGCCAGAGCUCCUCAGCCGAAGAGCGCCGCCCCACGUGACCCCGCCAGAGCUCCUCAGCCCAAGAAAGCCAAGAAGAGCCCAGAGAGCCUGACGGUGCACAUAGACACUGUCCUCCUGCAGGACGGCUCCGGAGGACAAGUGCUGAACGCUCUGCAGGCUCAGGACUAUAAAUGCGUCAUCCAGUCACAGCCGGUGGCGCGGAGCAUUACCUGGAGCAGGUCGGGGGAAGACGUCAAUGUGAGUUCUUCGUCCAAUCCCCUUCU